This is a messenger RNA of Recurvomyces mirabilis, 1722 nucleotides long. RefSeq lists its product as uncharacterized. Gene Ontology annotation, molecular function: asparagine synthase (glutamine-hydrolyzing) activity. Lineage: Eukaryota; Fungi; Ascomycota; Dothideomycetes; Mycosphaerellales; Teratosphaeriaceae. The coding region runs from base 1 to 1722 and encodes 573 amino acids. The record is from RefSeq and is a predicted model, not a curated record. The transcript is spliced from 3 exons.
AUGUGCGGCAUCUUUGCCGCCAUCAGCGACAGUCAACAUAUUCGGCCAUCGCCUGAGCUGGAGCAGCAACUUCAACAGCGCGGACCUGACAGUACCGGACAACACAAAGCUUCCCACGGAGAGCAUGGACCUCACGUCUCGCUACACGCCACGGUACUAUCGCUGCGAGGUGAUCAUACCGUGCACCAACCUAUAUCUGUUGGAACGUCCGGGUCUGCGCUAUGCUGGAACGGUGAAGCCUGGAGUAUUGCGGGACUCCCGACUUCCGGCAACGACACUCUGGCCGUGGCAAGGCUGCUAGAGAAUAUUGCCGGUGAGCAAAAUGAGGCACCGAGUCGUGGCGAAGCAAUCAUCGCGCGGGCUAGAAAUCUAGCAUCAGCUUUGUCUCAAAUCGCUGGACCAUAUGCUUUCGUCUUCCACGAUGCGGCGAAUAACUUACUCUUCUAUGGCCGCGACUUCCUAGGCCGACGUUCUUUACUCAGUGGAUGUACUGAAAUGGGAAACUGGCUGCUAUGCAGCGUCACUGCUGGUACACCCAACACUUCCUGGCAAGAAAUUGGCACCGACGGCGUCUACUGUCUAGACCUUUUACAAGCAAAGAAUGCUGGCAAUAGAAUGGAGGAGGCCGUAUCAUUCGCUGCUUAUAGCUCGUGCGAACCGCGGGAAGUCACUGACGAUUCCAAGACGGUGAUUCCAAAGCUUUCUUUGAACCUGGACCUGCCAGCACAAGACCAUUGUCUCAACGCAAAGUCGCAGGCCGUGGAGCACUUGCAAAAGCUGCUUCGUCGAGCAUUGGCCGUGCGAAUUGACAGCAUCCCAGUGCCACCAUGCUUGCAAUCGGGCGAAGCGAGCUCACCACGAACGAGGCUUGCAAUACUAUUUUCCGGCGGACUUGACUGUACCGUGCUCGCUCGACUAGCUCACGAUAUCUUACCAAUGGAUGAGAUCGUAGACCUUCUCAACGUGGCAUUCGAGAAUCCUCGCGUGCACAAACCACAUACUGAGAGUGCAUACGAACUCUGUCCGGAUCGAAUCACCGGGUGCGCGUCGUACAAAGAGCUGCAGGAAGUGUGCCCGGAACGACACUGGAACUUCGUGGCGAUCAAUGUACCAUACGUACAGACUCUAGACCACCGCGACCAGGUCAUCACACUAAUGCAUCCGCACAACACGGAAAUGGACCUCAGCAUCUCAUGUGCGUUAUACUUUGCAUCACGUGGUCAAGGCUUCUUGUCCCCGACACCCGACGUGCUAGAGCCAUACACUACUUCCGCACGAGUCCUGCUCAACGGACUAGGCGCAGACGAGCUUUUUGGUGGCUACCAAAGACAUGCAACAGCGUUCGCACGCAAAGGCUACGAGGGUCUACUUGAUGAACUAAGCCUUGACAUCGGACGACUUGGCAAACGAAAUCUAGGACGAGACGAUCGUGUGAUCAGUCACUGGGGUAGGGAAGCAAGAUUUCCAUAUCUUGAUGAGCAAGUGCUUGCUUGGGCCAUGAGUGUGCCGGUUAAUGAGAAGUGCGGCUUCGGCGAGACUCUCCCUGAGACGCCAAACGACGGGAGUGAGCUUCUUGAGCCGGGUAAGAAAGUGCUUCGGUGCUUGGCGUGGAAGCUUGGAAUGAAGGGCGUGGCGAAGGAGAAGAAGCGUGCUAUCCAGUUUGGCGCACGUACAGCCAAGAUGGAGACGGGCAAGACCAAAGGCACGACAUUGCUGUCAUGA